This is a messenger RNA of Salvia hispanica, 939 nucleotides long. RefSeq lists its product as uncharacterized. Lineage: Eukaryota; Viridiplantae; Streptophyta; Magnoliopsida; Lamiales; Lamiaceae. Gene Ontology annotation, cellular component: GINS complex. The record is from RefSeq and is a predicted model, not a curated record. Gene Ontology annotation, biological process: DNA strand elongation involved in mitotic DNA replication; DNA replication.
CUAAGCUUAGCCUCUGAAUAUCACACUAGGACAUUUGUCAGAAAUCUAUCGCCUUCCACAAUUUCAAAGUUCAGAAAACGUUUGGCUGCAAAUAUUUGGAAUCGUUUGUGAAAUUUGGGGCAAAAUGUACUGAAGGAAAGCAGGUGAGUUAGUGAAGGAAUUUGCUAGUGUUGAACAUGGCCAGAUUUUUACUUUCAAUAAUGACCUUUUUGCUCAAGUUCUUGAAGAAUGUGAUGUGCAUCUCCUUCACCUUCAGCCUUUAAUGAGGAAAAUACAAGAGCAUGAAAAUAACUUGAAAGAUAAAAGGAGUUUGGAAGAGGAGAUUGGAAUUUCAGAAGAUGGUACGAGCAACACUGAAGCUGAGAAGAAACUCAUCCAAAAUGCUUUGAAAUCUGAUCAGUUUGGGGCACUGGUGCAUCACCUUUCACUGGUCCGGAAUAAGCGCUGUCUCAUGGCUUACGUAUAUAAACGGGCAGAAGUCAUCAGAAGCUUGGGAUGGAUGGUCGACAGCGUGCUUCCUGAAGAAAUCCAAGAGAAACUCGGUACUAGUGAAAAAGAGUAUUUCAAAAAUCAUGCUGCAACUCUACAAUCCUACAUGGCAGAGCUCGAUCUUCAUCUGACUGUGGAUAUGAUUCCUCCAAAAGAUCCGCUCAUAAAGGUGAGAGUCCUUGAUGAUAUUGGUGGGAUUGCACUGAGUGAUCAAGUAGCCAACUUAUCAUGUUCCUGCGACGAACUGAUGCUGAGCAAUACAUCACUCAGGGCCGAAUGGAAGAGCUCACUGACUGACUUGAUUGGAGGUCGCAGUGUUGAAAUCGUUCUUUGUGUAGAAAUUAAACUGGUUUUACAGCACUGAUUAAAUGGUAAAUGUGAUUGAUACACGUAAAAUUAUAAACUGUGUCUAAAUGUUGGUGGAGGUAAAAUAUGAUGCUGUUGAUUUUC